Trematosphaeria pertusa is the source of this 3018-nucleotide messenger RNA. RefSeq names its product Di-copper centre-containing protein. Bases 405 to 2543 code for a protein of 712 amino acids. Lineage: Eukaryota; Fungi; Ascomycota; Dothideomycetes; Pleosporales; Trematosphaeriaceae. The record is from RefSeq and is a predicted model, not a curated record. The transcript has 2 exons. Gene Ontology annotation, molecular function: oxidoreductase activity.
CGCCCAAUCACCGCCCGCCCACCCCCAAAACACGAUGCAGCCAUCAACGCCCGCAUCCACCGCCCAUCGACGAGAAUGGCUGCACCCGUGUCAGCAGCCAGGAAUAGGGCUUUAUAUGACCCUGGGCUCUGCCCGCCCCUGCUCGCUCACCUUGCCAACCCUCUUAAUUCUCCACCCGUUUUCAUUGACGUCGAGGGUCUGGUUUCCGGGACUUCGUUGUCUCUUUUUCAUCAUAGACUGAGGAUCCCGUUCCGAAGUCGUUACGCUCUUUUGUAUAGCAUCGUCUUAAUUCCUGUUGUUUUAUUGGGGUUCUCAGGCUCUCCUUUGGCUUUUCCCCGUCCGAUCGCUACCACAACCACAAUAUUCCUACAUAAAAGCAAGCUUGCGAUACAGCCGUCUUCACCAUGGCCGCCCACAGCAAGCCCGGCGGCAUCAUGAGCAUGCUACUCACCGCUUUCGUCCUCCUCCAGGCCGUCGUGGCCUUCCAGCACGGCGCCAACCACAACCACAAGCACGUAGCCCACCGCUCCGCAGACUCCAUGGAGAAGCAUUUCCAGGAAACACGGGCGUUGUUGGAGGAGCGCGCCAACAACAUUGCCAUCAAGGGUGCUCCGGAUGGCCAGUACCCGCGUCUGGAGAUCCGCGACCUGAAGAAGAAGACCGACCAGUGGAACCUGUACCUCUUGGCGAUGGAGAGGUUCAUGGCCAAGGACAAGAACGACCGCAUGUCCUACUACCAGAUUGCCGGUGUCCAUGGUCGUCCCUUCAUUACAUGGAACAACUUUGGCCCGCUGCUCAACAGCGCCGGUUUCUGCCCUCACGCCAACACCCUCUUCGGCCCCUGGCACAGGCCCUACCUCGCCGUAUACGAGCAAGCCGUGUACCAAUGCGCCAAGGAGGUCAUCGCCACCUUCCCGUCCUCGCAGCAGCAGCGCUGGAAUAAUGCUCUCGUCGGUCUCCGCGUCCCGUUCUUCGACUGGGCUAGAGAUCCCCCCUCUGGCGAGCCCGCCGUUCCUACCGCAAUCCGUGACCAGACUGUGACGGUUACCAAACCCAGCGGCCAGGUCUCGAUCAAGAACCCACUGUACUCGUACACCUGGGGCAACUCUCUUCCCAGCGAGAUGGGCUGGGGCCCGAAGAACGGCUUCCCGACCACGAUCCGCCGCCCCGUUGACAACCCAACGCGCAGCAACAACAACGAGAUGAAUGCUCUGUUUGGCCAGGCCCGCGUCGGCUGGCGCCAGCGCGUCUUCGCUCUCUUUGCCAGCAAGAAGUCCUGGGGCUACGCUUCUACGUCGCAAUAUGGCGUCCAGACCGCGCGCCGCAACUCCGACAGCUUCGAGGCCAUCCACGACGAGAUCCACGGCACUGCCGGCGGCACCGACGGCCACAUGUCGUACCUUGACGUCGCUGCCUUCGACCCCAUCUUCUGGCUGCACCACGUCAACGUCGACCGCCUCCUCGCCAUGUACCAGCUCAUCGUGCCCAACACCUACGUCGCCAACGGCAACAUCAACCGCCCCAUGGCGCAGUGGAACCAGGGCGAGGGCAAGAACGGCAAUUCCCCCCUGAAGCCCUUCACCAAGGACACGAGCGGCAACUACUUCACCUCCAACGACGUCAAGGAGACGCGUGCCCUCGGCUACUACUACCCGGAGACGUCGUCCAGGACGUACAAGCAGGUCGUCGACGCAGUGAACAACCUCUACCGCAAGUCUGGCGAGAGCACACUCACCCGCAAGCGCGCCGACGGCGAGUACAUCCCGAUCUACCCCGGCCGCGCCUUCAAGGACGGCGACUACGACACCGUUCUCUCCGUCGUCGGCGACAAGUACGCCAUGCCCGGCUCCUACCAGGUGCACUGCUUCCUCGGCAAGCCGUCGGACAACUCGACCACCAACGGCACCGCGCCCUACGUCAACGGCACCACCCCCGCGGCCCCCUCCUCCAACUCGUCCAGCUACUCAGCCCCAGGCGACUACGGCUUCCCAUCCAACUACGUCGGCUCGCACGCCUUCAUGGGUGGCUCCGUCGCCGGCGGCAACUCCAGCACGCCCGUCAUAGUCGAAGGCUGCAUCCCGCUAACCGCGGCACUCCAAGGCAAAGAAGCCUCCGGCGAGCUCGCCUCGCUGCACCCGGACGACGUCGAGCCCUACCUCAAGCAGCACCUGUACUACAAAGUGAUCGGGCCCAACGGUGCCGAGUUCGCCCCCGAGUCCAUCCCCAACUUCCACGUCAAGGUCAAGAGCUGCCCCGUCACGCCGGCGGGCGACGACGAGCUGCCGACCUUCGACGACUACGUCGAGCUGCCGCGCGUUAGUCUGCCUGCUAGCGCGCCCUGGACGUAUGUCCCGGGCCCGCUGGAUACGCUGCCGAGUGGCGUGCCUGGGUACGAAGUGCCGUCGCCGUCGGAGGGCGCGCCGGUUAGCUAUCCCACGGGCGCGGCGCCGAUGCCCUGGGAUGAGGAGGGGUAUUGUGUUAGCAGGCAGACGAUUGAGUAUGUGGAUCCGGCGGGGAAUAUGCUGUACUCGGAGGAGUCGUAAGUGUGGCUUCGUGCUAGGGAGGGGGUGGAGAGGCGAGGGUGUAAUUGUAUGGUGUGGAUGUUGAUAGAUGAAGAGACAAGGGGCGUGUGUGCAUUUUGAGUGUAUGUAUUGUACAUUGGGAUGCGCAUUUCUUCUGAACUGAACUGAACUGGACUUAGAACCCCGGGUCGAAUGUCUCAUAUCAUACCCUUAGGUUUAUGGGGAGGCUCGUUUUUCACAUGUACGGUACGGUAUGGUAUAUGGUAUUGCCAUAGCUAUUCUUAGGGCAUUACUCCGGCGUUGGUUGCAUACCAGGUGAUUCUAUCUUUCCCUUUGACUCCUUCGGUAAAACAUAUCUAAUCGCAUCGUUUUGUCUUCCAUCUGCUUCACUUCCCCCUCUCGCUCUAUAGCCUAGCAUCUCAAUCUCAACCGUGCUGCCCUGCCCGGCAUUCAACAACGAACGGACAGUUGGUGCAUUGAGUUAGGUAGACAAGUG